CAAAAAUGAAAACUUAACAGUCAAACCGACGUGGAAUAUAAUCAGAAUCAUCUCAGAUUCUGUUCUUCCUUCUUUCCCUUCCUUCAUUCCUUACUCUCAAAGGAAUCCAUUUCCAUUUCCAUUUCAAAAAAAAUGGGAGUGUUUUCCAAUAAGAUUGAUCAUGAACAACUCAAUCCUGGUGAUCACAUCUACUCAUGGAGGCAAGCAUAUAUCUAUGCUCAUCAUGGGAUAUAUGUUGGUGAUGGAAUGGUGCUCCACUUUACAAGGGGAGGAGGGCAAGAAAUUGGAACAGGAACAGUGUUGGACCGUUUCCUUUGCAGUUCAUCACCCUCCAAUGGCACCGACACUCCAUGCCCAAAAUGUGGUGACCAAAACAAGACUGAUGGUGUCGUUUCUUCCUGUUUGGAUUGUUUUCUCUCUGGUGAUAAUCUUUACCUCUUUGAGUACGGCGUCUCAGCUGCAUAUUUUCUAGCCAAAGCCCGAGGUGGAACUUGCACCCUUGCAGUUUCUGAUCCAACUGAAGAUGUCCUUCGCCGCGCUUCAUUUCUUUUUGAAAAUGGAUUUGGCGGUUACAAUGUUUUCAAUAAUAACUGUGAAGACUUUGCAAUUUACUGCAAAACUGGUCUGCUUAUCAUCACAAGCAUCAGUGUAGGCCGUAGCGGACAAGCUGCGUCUUGCUUGGCAGCUGCUAGUGCUGUGAUUUCUACACCACUUCGUUUUAUGACGACUAGUUUUAGUGGCUUGGCUGCGGUUGGCUACGGCAUGUACUGUGUCAGCCGAUUCGUUUCCGAUAUUGGAGUUCGCCGCGAUGUUUCCAAAGUUCCGGUGGAAAAGCUUGUAGCUUUACCCGACAUAGAUGAACCUGAGAAGACACCUGAGGUGACCAAAGAAGAUUAGUGUUGGUUGGAACAACUCUCAUGUUCAAUUUUAAGCUUAUAUGUAUUUUAAAUGUAUGCUUUGUUGCUGAAGUUUAAUUAUCUCCCUCAAAUAUUUACUAUUUACAUUUGUGCAUUUUCCUUACAUAUGGAAGAUGUUAUUCACACUCGAUACUGUAUCACUGACAACAAUUAAGUUUUAUUUAAGAACCGUGAUUCUAUGUUGCCUAA
Medicago truncatula (barrel medic) is the source of this 1106-nucleotide messenger RNA. Its product is annotated as protein LEAD-SENSITIVE 1. Lineage: Eukaryota; Viridiplantae; Streptophyta; Magnoliopsida; Fabales; Fabaceae. The transcript is spliced from 2 exons. The coding region runs from base 133 to 897 and encodes 254 amino acids. The record is from RefSeq and is a predicted model, not a curated record.